Liolophura sinensis is the source of this 3656-nucleotide messenger RNA. RefSeq names its product aminopeptidase O-like. The transcript is spliced from 15 exons. NCBI's taxonomy places the organism in Eukaryota, Metazoa, Mollusca, Polyplacophora, Chitonida, Chitonidae. Gene Ontology annotation, biological process: proteolysis. The record is from RefSeq and is a predicted model, not a curated record. Gene Ontology annotation, cellular component: nucleolus. Gene Ontology annotation, molecular function: metalloaminopeptidase activity; zinc ion binding. Bases 55 to 3138 code for a protein of 1027 amino acids.
GGAAACACAGGGAAGGCUGAAGAUGAGGACUGUCAUGAAUUUGAUUUGCCCGUGAUGUCAAAUAUUAACCAAAUAUUGGUGAAACAUUUCAUUCUUGAUCUCUCAAGUGAUAUUGUGUCAAAGUCAUUUUCUGGCAGUGCUACCUACUUUAUUCACCCAGUGAACUGUUUAAAAUCUGAGGCUACCUUAACAUUUCCACAGAGUGAAAAUGGAAGGAUGGAAAGCAGUAAGCCUGCUGCUGUUCCUACUCCAGAGCAGGAUGACAGCUGCUGUGUAUGCUGUAGCAGGACUACACAAGCUGAGAGUUGUAUAAGGGUGGCUAAUUGCUGUGGGGAGAAUAACAGAUUGUACUGUAAAGAUGAAGUGAUGCAAAAAGCUGAGAAAAUUGGGCCAGAUUUAUGCAGAGAAGGUGAUGUGUUUCCUUCAGAACUGAGUAUUAUGAAGAUUGAUAAAGACACCUGCGAUUCCAGUGUGCUAGACUGUAGUGAAGAGAUAAACAACAGUAGCAUAACGGAAAACAUGGUGUUGAACAGAGACACUUGUAAGACAGCAGAAAGUGCUUUUGACAACGUAUGUGCAUCAGAAAAGAUUGAGAGUGUUAAGAUGGAUCAUGAUGGUGCUCAAAGAUUGUGUCCGUUUAGUGAAGAAAUUGAACUAAUUGACGGAACAAAUAAUGUGGUGUUGAAUAUGAACAAAAGCCAGAAAAAGACAGAGAACUAUGUUGUAAAUAUAUUAGAAGAUGAUGCUCAUGUUGGUUUUGUUAGUACAGAAGAAUUGAUUGAAGAAGACUGUUGUCAAAACUUCCCCAGUGGAAGAACAGAACCUGAAAAACUGAAUAGAUCCCCGAUAUCUGAGGAUCGUUUGAACAAUGUUAAUCCACCUGACAGCUUGACAUGGAUUUCUAGUGAUUGCAAUGAAGACAAUCUUCAUUUUAAUUUUAAGGAGAAAAUGUAUCCUCUAUGUCAAAUUACUGGUAAUAUAGCGGACAGCCAAGCGGGUCAGACAUAUGCCUCAGAAUGUGAAAGUAGCAUUGAAUGUGAUGAUGGCAAAAUUGAAAGUGAAAGUUUUAACCACUCAACUGACGUUGAAGAUGUAUUCCUUGGUCAGUUAGGGAGGGAUGUGUCCACAUUCGUUUAUGAAGAAUCAAAAACUGCAGAAGGAUCUGAAGUGUUUCAGUUUAUCUUAGACUCAUGUGACAUUGACAUUAUAGCUGUUGAUGAAGUAAUAUACUCAGAGAAGACAGUAAUACAGGACAAGUCUGCUGAAAGAGUGGAAGGAAGGCCAUCAGCCUUCAAACUUCACAAUAGGUGCACAUAUGCUACAACUCCCUUGCUGUUUUCUGUUGAGAAAUGGUGUGUGAAAAUUGAAAAACCUGGUGUGAAAAGUGCUAAAGAUUUCCCUCGCUGUUUGCGAGUGGAAUACAAGACGAAACCCAAAGGUGGAUCACUGAAAUGGUCUUUGGAUCAAGAUGGAAACUUGUCUGUGUUCACCCAUGGUCACUGGAUUAAUAACAGAUCCUUGUUCCCUGGCCAAGAUUCACCAGUCGCCAUGGCAACUUGGCAGGCCAGUAUUCAUGUUCCUGACAAUUACAUUGUUCUAAUGAGUGGUGACCAGAAUGCCCCAUUCUUUUCCGAACGUAAUGGGUACGUUCGCUUUGAUUAUUGCACAAACAUGAAAAUGCCAGCAUCCACCUUGGCACUAGCUAUUGGAAUUUGGAGUUCCACAACUGUGUGUGAACCAUUUUUAACUGAAGGUGAAAGUAUUAGCAGCCCUUGUCAGCAGCAUGCGGAUAGUUCGUGUCAUGUGAACUAUUGUUCCAGCCCCAUUCUGCCAUGUCGAUUAUUUGCUCCAAAAUCCAUGAUGAAGAGGGCAGUGAUGGAGAUACAAGACUACCUCCCUCGAUGUAUGACAGCAGCUCAUGGCUUGUUGGGAAAGCAUCCAUUUUGUAGGCUGGACAUUUUAGUUGUGCCAAAAUGUUUUGCCAGCUUAGCUUUGGCAUGUCCUUGUUUAAUGUUUCUUUCCCAAACCCUGUUGCCUGGCGACCGUAGUGUUAACAUUCGAUUGGCUCAUGAAUUGAGUCAUUCAUGGUUUGGCCUUCUCAUUGGUGCUUUGGACUGGACUGAAGAGUGGCUUACUGAAGGGUUUGCCACUUACUUGGAGGACUGUAUCCAUGCUGAUGCUAUGGAGUGGGGUGAGAACUACCAGCGAGAACACUCAGACCUCAGGGCUGUCCUUCGUCACCGGAAUUUGUCUGCGGAGAUGUUAUCCACUGAGGAGAAGCUACAGAUUCUCAGGCCAUCCAAAGAUGCCAUUGCUUCAGACAAAGGGCAGACCACAUACAUUAAGCAUGGGAUGAACCCAGAUAAGACAUUCACACAGGUUCACUAUCUGAAGGGCUAUUUCUUACUGAGACAUCUGUCACAGUUGAUUGGAGUUACGGAGCUCAAUACCUUCAUCAAGCUCUUUGCCCAUCGUUACCAUGGAGAACUAGUCUGCUCACAGAACGUAUUUGACCUGCUGUUUGAGACGUUUCCAUGGUUAAGAGAGCAAGGUUAUAGUUCAGAGUUGUUCUGUAAGGAAUGGCUGGACUUCCCCGGAAUGCCACAGCCCAUCAUCAAGCUGAAUGUGUCACAAAACAAUGAACUCCUCACUCAGGUGCAGAAGGAAUUCUCCAGGUGGAAGCCAUUGUGUAAAAAACCCAAACCACAGAAAUCCUCUUCUAAGAGAAGAAAGAAAAUACCAAAGCUGGAUCCAGCCGCAGCUGUUCCUGCAGCUAAGUUCCUGGCUGAUCAACUUGUUUUGCUGCUGGAGUUGAUGUUGGAAGAAGACCAUUGCCCUGUAUCUGUGCUUACAGCUCUGUACAAGAAUUACAACAUCGCCUCAGCCAAUGCAGAUGUAGGACACAGGUGGUGUGAACUCGUUAUUAAGCACAAAUGUGUCAAGUAUUACCAAGAGGUAAAGGACUUCCUAAUCAAUCACCAGGCGAUGGGUGUGUACCUAUUUGGAGAGCUUGUAAUCUCUGAAGACAAGAAGCAGAGAGAGCUGGCCAUGGCAUGUUUUGAGCAGAUUCGUGAGGAUAUGGAGGAGGCACCCUACACUACAGUUCAUUCCAUGUUGUAUGGACAAGCUGUGUCAUGAAGGAGCACAGACUUUUCCACUUAGGACAUUUCUUCCUACGGACAUUUCCCCCCCUAACAUACAAUUUCCCCUUGAUAUAUAAUUUCCCCCUAAUAUACAAUUUUCACCAGUGGACAAUUCACCCUUAUAGACAUUGCCUUCAUUGAAUUGGACAAUUCACCUGUUGAAUUGAACAAUUCCCUCUAAUGGACAUUCCCUCUAAUGGACAUUCCCCCCCCCAAUGAAUUGGACAAUUCCCUCUAAUGGACAUUCCCUCUAAUGGACAUUCCCCCCAAUGAAUUGGACAAUUCGCCCUAAUGGACAUUUCUGCCAGUGGACAAUUUCUCAAGGUAAAUUCUCCGCCCCAACCCCCCUGCCCCCACCCCCUCCCCCGCCAAUGGACUUUUCCCACAUUAGACAAUUUCCCCUCAGGGUCAUUUCCCAGUAGACAGUUCCUCCAUUUUCAUUCCCCCCGCCCCCACCCCCCAAUGGACAUUUCACCUCUAAUGGAAAUUUUUCCGUGUGGCCAAUUACCCAUA